Grus americana (Whooping crane) is the source of this 2056-nucleotide messenger RNA. It is a transcript of the gene POGLUT2, whose product is annotated as protein O-glucosyltransferase 2. Gene Ontology annotation, cellular component: endomembrane system. Gene Ontology annotation, molecular function: protein binding; glucosyltransferase activity. The transcript is spliced from 10 exons. The coding region runs from base 310 to 1812 and encodes 500 amino acids. The record is from RefSeq and is a predicted model, not a curated record. Lineage: Eukaryota; Metazoa; Chordata; Aves; Gruiformes; Gruidae.
CUCCGGUCCGCGCGGGAAGUGCGGCGCUGCUGCCCCGCCCCCGCGGAAGCAGGUGGGUGUGGCGUACGAUCGCCCCGCCCCGCUCCUCCCCUCCGGCGCCGCGGGGAUGGUGCUCUGAGGAGCCGAGCUGGCAGCCGCGCGCAGGGGCACGGCGGUAGCGGUCCCGCGGUCUCCCCUCACGCCCCCCCGCCCCAUGCAGCCGCGCCGAGGGCAGGACUCCCCGGUGCCGCGGUGAGGGAAGGAGGAAGGUCCCGGCUGUGCUCCCUCCCGCGCCCCGGCGGUGUUUCUCCGUCAGGGGAAGCGGUGUAAAUGCGUGGCCUGUGGCCGCUCUGCGUUGUCCUGGGAGCCGUUGCGGCGGGCGCCGCCGCGGGCGAGGGCGGCCGGCUGAGCGCCGAGCGCAGCGCGGUAUGGGGGCCCGGGCUGCGGGCGGAGGCAGCCCUCCCCGCUCGCUAUUUUUACGUGCAGGCCGUGGACGCCGAAGGGCAGAGGUUCACUUCAUCACCAGGUGAAAAUGCGUUCCAGGUGAAGAUCACUGCUCCUGAUGAACAGUUCACUCGGGUUGGUGUGCAAGUAUUAGACAGGAAAGAUGGUUCCUUCCUUGUGAGGUACAGGAUGUACGCAAGCUACAAAAACCUGAAGAUAGAAGUCAAAACUGGAGAUAAACACAUUGCUAAGUCUCCGUAUAUUUUAAAAGGUCCUGUUUACCAUGAAAACUGUGACUGCCCUCAGGAGGACAGCAGUGCAUGGCUGGAAGAGAUGAACUGCCCUCAAAUCAUUCCACAGAUUCAAAGAGACCUAGCAAAUUUUCCCAUUGUCGAUCCAGAUAAGAUUGCAAAAGAAAUUCCACAGAGGUUUGGACAAAGACAGAGUUUGUGUCAUUACACCAUCAAAGAUAACGAGGUUUAUAUCAAGACGUAUGGGGAACAUGUUGGCUUCAGAAUUUUCAUGGAUGCCAUCCUGCUUUCUUUGACAAGAAAAGUGAAAAUGCCAGAUGUAGAAUUUUUUGUUAAUUUGGGGGACUGGCCUCUGGAGAAAAAGAAAUCCCCACAGAACCUGCACCCCAUCUUCUCAUGGUGUGGGUCCAGUGAGUCAAAAGACAUUGUCAUGCCAACAUAUGACUUAACAGACUCAGUUUUGGAAACUAUGGGACGAGUCAGUCUGGAUAUGAUGUCAGUUCAAGCAAAUACUGGCCCAUCAUGGGAAGACAAGAAUACCACAGCAUUCUGGAGAGGACGUGACAGCCGCAAAGAGAGGCUUGAACUUGUAAAACUGAGCAGAAAAUACCCAGAGAUCAUAGAUGCUGCUUUCACAAACUUUUUUUUUUUUAAACAUGAUGAAAGCCUCUAUGGCCCCAUUGUUAAGCACAUUUCAUUUUUUGAUUUUUUUAAGUAUAAAUAUCAAAUUAAUAUUGAUGGCACAGUGGCAGCAUACAGAUUGCCUUAUCUACUAGCAGGAAACAGUGUGGUGCUAAAGCAAGACUCCAUCUACUAUGAGCAUUUUUAUAAUGAGCUGCAGCCAUGGAAACAUUAUAUUCCGUUUAAAAGUGACCUGAGUGAUCUACUAGAAAAACUCCAGUGGGCAAAAGAGCACGAUGAAGAGGCAAAAAAUAUUGCAAAAUCUGGACAAGAAUUUGCAAGAAACAAUCUCAUGGGAGAUCACAUUUUUUGUUACUAUUUCAAACUCUUCCAGGAAUACGCCAGUUUGCAAGUGAGCGAGCCAAAAAUCAGAGAGGGGAUGGAGAAGGUGCAGCAGCCUGAUGAUGACCUUUUUCCAUGUACUUGCCACAGAAAAAAGGCCAAAGAUGAACUCUGACAGAAAGGAAGAAAGAAAAUAAUUUUUUGAAUAUUUACCUACAUUCAGACUGUCGUCUUAAGGAAAGAAGAAAAAGUUGCAUUAAAAUGGCAAUGGGUAAUGUCAGUGGAUAUUAUGAAGUUUACUGUAUCAUGCUCUACAUAUGGAAGACAACCAAGCAACCCGUUUUUAUCAUGCAGUGGUUGCAGAACUUUGUUCAAAUACAUUUUUAUAAUUUUUUUUAAUAAAAACCAUGUUUGUAUCA